Messenger RNA from Anopheles moucheti, 1197 nucleotides. Its product is annotated as ornithine decarboxylase 1-like. Bases 1 to 1197 code for a protein of 398 amino acids. Gene Ontology annotation, molecular function: ornithine decarboxylase activity. Lineage: Eukaryota; Metazoa; Arthropoda; Insecta; Diptera; Culicidae. Gene Ontology annotation, cellular component: cytoplasm. The transcript has a single exon. The record is from RefSeq and is a predicted model, not a curated record.
AUGGAGUCACCUCCAGAAAUAUCCGGUGUGUUUGCCUCAACAACAACUGAAUUGGUGCAACGUUUCGUCUGUUCCGGAGACGCCGAAUCUCCCAUUAACAUACUCGAUCUAGACGAGAUCGCUCACAACUACCACCGAUGGAACGAGAGCCAUCCCUAUGCGAUCGCGUACUAUUUACCCAGUGUCAACAACCAUCCCGCAGUACUAACCCUGCUCAGUAAACUUGGACUCGGUUUCAGCUGUGCCUCCGUGAUGGAGAUGCGUUCCGUCCUGAAGAAUGGAGUCGCUCCCGAUCGCAUCGUUCUGGCCCAUCCUGCCAAAGCCCCAGAGACGAUACUGUACGCAAAACAGAAAGAUAUCCGGCGGAUCGUUUGUGACAGUGUGCAGGAGAUCGGCAAAGUUCAUCGCCUAUAUCCCGCAGCACAGAUUAUUCUCCGAAUUAGGGUAUUCUCUGGUCAAAAGUUUGGUUGCUGCCCAACCGAAGGCGUUCGCGAAAUAUUCAACUAUGCCGCAUCUACCGGAGUCACCAUCGCUGGUAUUCACAUUGCUGUACCAGAGAAAAGUGCGUUCGAUGAAGUUGAAACUUUGCGACGUGCUCUGCAGAUUGCCAAAGAUUCGCUUGAUCAAGCCAACACAGCAGGGUUAAGUGACAUACGGCAGUUGAUACUCUCCGGUACGGAACAAGUAUCAGCUGACCAGCUGCAACAGACACUAGCCGAGUUUAACAUUGGUUCCACCUUACCCAUCAUCAUCGAAACGGAGCGACUGCUGGUACAGUCCGCCGUAACGCUCAUCACUUCCGUCCAGUCGAAGCGGGUAAUCCGUCAAUCCGGAACAGCGGGACCGGUGCAGGAGAUAAUGUAUUUCAUCAAUGACGGCCGAUAUGGGUCAUUCGAGUGGUGGAACGCUGUUGAUAAGCAUCCAGUCGUAUUUCGCGCCAACAAAACCAUAUCAACUGCUGCUUCGACACACCCCUCAUCGCUGUGGGGCCCGUCCUGUGAUUCAGCUGAUAUUGUCUGCGAACGGCUUGACCUGCCGGAGCUUGAGAUCGGGGAUUACUUGGUUUUCCCGGGUAUGGGAGCUUACGGUGUAACGCUUGCUUCGUGCUUCAAUGGGUUCCCAAUCCCGAAAACCGUCGUCUGCGCAAGGUUGGAAACAACAAGAGCACUUGUUGAAGGCUCGUUGAGCGGCGUCUAA